ACGCUGUCCAGCCAGAUGAGUUCUUCCAGCAUUUUGUGUGUGUUACGUUGGAUUUCCAGCCUCUGCAGAUUGUCUCCUGCUUGUUAAACUUUCCAUGACUCUGUCGUCCCAUGUGUGGUCAAGGAAAGAUUAAUGCCGCGUCGCCCAACUCCCUCGCGUUUUGAAAGAUUUGAUCUUAUAGAUCGUACGGCAUUGCUUGCAGCUAGGUGGAGCCUGUCUUCCAUUCCGCCUUUGGUUUCAAGCGAUUCAAUUUCUUACACAGUGACGGGGGAUACUAAAUUCUAGGGAUGCUGGGAAUCUCGAGCAAUACACACAAAAUGCUGGAAGAACUCAUUUCGAUGGGGAGAAACGAUCUCUCUGAGUAGUUUAAACAAACCCGUUCACAAGUUUUUGCUGCCAAGUUUGACUUGUGUUAACUCGCUGUCUUUUAUCUCAAAGUGGAAUAGUUGUUAAGGGCCGAAAAUUCACAACCUUGUCGGGCGGGCAGGAGCAAGAUGGAGGAAUGGUCAGGCUUUCCAAAUGGAGUCCAGAGAAGUACUUCACAGAUGUUGCAGAAGGGAGAGUAGCAGUGGUUGAGUCUCCUUCCUCCCCACGUGCUCUCCUCGAUGUGUUGGCUGAACUUUGCACAAUUUCAGUUGCCGUCAUUAUUUCGGGGCCAGUCUGAUUGAGAUAACAGCAAGAGCUCCAAGCUGAUCAGUCACAAUUACCAAGAUGACAGGCAUCCUUGCCAAUUCCUGCUCUGGUGAGGAAGUACCUGGAAUCUUAACAGAUGGAAGUUCUACUCUUCUAGUUUGAAGAAAUUGCCCAAUUACAGAGAUAUAAAAUAAAUUUGAAGAGAAAGCCAACCUCAUUUCUAGACUCCAAACCAUCAGUGUAAAAAAAUCAUCAUUUGACUCAAUAUAAUUGCAGUUCGACAUGCAGUGGUUGUUUACAUUGUAUUGUUGAUCAACCUGCCUGCCUACUGGAAAACAUUAAAAGGUGACUCAAUGUCACGGUGACUUUCAAAAGUACUGGCUUGAUUUGGAAGAAAACACUGGCCGAUUCAUCACAAUCUUUCUGAAAACUUCAAUUAUUCUAUCACGUAGAGUCUGUUUCAUGGGAGUACUCCAGAGCUGAGCUGGGUUUGCUGCAUCCACCCUGUGAGUUCAGUGCACAUUUGCCAUAAUUCACUGCCCACUGAUUCACUGACAAGGAUCCAUUCCUUGUUCCUCAUUUUGCACUGCUAUCAAGCACACUUCAGUAUAUUGGGCAUGGCCAAUAUGUGCAGGUGGAAGAAGCUUAGGUAUUUCUUCCAUGUAUCGUUUCUCGCAUUGCUGUUGAUUACUGCACUUAUUGCUAUUACGAACAAGAGGUACUUCUUACAACACCAGAUCAUGACACUGAAUAAAUGCAGCUGCAGCCGCUGUGUCUCUGAAUUAGGUGUGUCAGAAUGGUUUGACAAACGCUACAUUUCCAACAUGAUUCCCAUCCUGAUCAAAAGUAAUAAAACUAUUCCCAUGGUGUCUUAUAAUUGGUGGAAGAGGCUUCAAGGUAACACCAAUGAAUCCAAUAUCGGCACUGUAUUAGAGCAACUAUUUGAGCUAUUUCCGGGAGACAGCCUGCCCAUGGACGCCGGGCCAAGAAGAUGCAGGACGUGUGCUGUGGUAGGGAAUUCUGGGAAUUUGAUAGGAUCCAAUUAUGGACCAAUAAUUGACACUUACGAUUUUGUGAUGAGGAUGAACCGUGCAGAGACAGUUGGCUAUGAGGCCGAUGUGGGUCGUAAAACUACACAUCACUUCAUGUAUCCUGAAAGUGCACAAAACCUAGCAGAAAAUGUUUCUUUGGUCCUGAUACCAUUUAAAAUAUUGGAUUUACGGUGGCUAAUAAGUGCCUUUACCACGGGCAAUAUCAGACGUACAUAUACUGGAGUGUUGAAUAAAAUCAAGGCAGAUAGAAAUAAGGUAUUAGUUGUGAACCCACAUUUUUUUAAGUACAUUUGUAACAACUGGAAUGAGAAUCAUGGGAAGUACUCAUCAACUGGAAUGAUAGUCCUAAUUUUUGCACUUCAUGUCUGUGAUGAGGUGGAUGUUUAUGGAUUUGGUGCCAACAGAUUGGGGCACUGGCAUCAUUACUGGGAGAAGAAUUCGGGAGCAGGAGCUUUUCGAAAAACAAAAGUUCAUGAUGCAGAUUUUGAAGCCGAUGUCAUCCAGACACUCGCCAAUAUUAGCAAAAUACAGAUUUUCAAAGGUGUUUAAGCCUGCAAGAAUGUGACUCAUGUCCAGGCAAAUGCAUAUUAUAAUUGCCUGUGUUCAUUGAGGUGAUGGAAAUGCGAACACUAUCUUAAACUCAGACAAAUUGAAAGAAAAACUAUUCUCUACCAUAAUGUGCCUUAACUUUAAACUUAAAAGGACAUUCUUACUGUGAGAUUGUGGUGUUUUUCCAAUUUUUAGAUUUCCUCUAUCAUUUUGAUUCUAUUGAUUGUAAUUCUUAAUAAUACAAGUAUUGUGUAGCUGGCAACUCAGUUAGCAAAACCUCAACUCUGCAUAUUUACCCUCAGCUUUGGUGAAGAAAGAUAGCCAACCUGACAUGAAUUUUAGUUGCAAGUCUAGAAAGAUUCAAGAUUCAUUAGGGUCCUUUGCAUGGUUAACAGGUUUUCCAUACAGAAAUAACUGAUUUUAAUGUUUCAAAAGGCAGGAGAAAAACUCUCCUCUUGGUUUAGUGCCUUAGUGGCUCAAAAGUUGUCUUGGCAACAUGUGUGCACAAAGCCAUCUGAUGAGGCUGGCGUUGGGACUUCAACAUGAUUCCAGCACUGUGAGUAGAUUGUUGUUGCUUACCAUCUAGAUUUGCAGUUGGGUGAGAUUACCCAGAAUCACAUAUUAGCAUUCUGGAAUCAUAUCCUAGGAUGUCCUCAAUUCUAUAACAUUUAGAAGAGUAGUGAAGAUCAGAGAGUAAGUACAAGGAAGUAAAAAACGUGGACACAGUCAUCGCGUGCAACUGCACUAUGCCUAUAUGUUCAUAAAAAGGCUACUUAUUAACUGUGAUUAGGAAUUGACAGUUAAGCUUUUUCUUCCAUUCUUUCUAUGAAUUACUCAGACAACUUACUUUCAAGACUUUUGAGAUCUUGUGCAUUGAGGUGUUUAAUAAGGAAGACUUCCCAUUCGGAUCUCAGCUUGAAGAAUGCUAAGGAUGUCUCUGGUGUCUCCAGAAUAAAAUGAUCAAUAAGUGUUCCUGUGCUGACUUACGACAGCUGCAAGGGAUACUCUUGUAGUUGUAAAGUGAGGGUUAAAUCAAAAGAAUUUUGUUAUUCUUCAAAACAACUUGCCUUACAUUCCCUAUGAAAGAUUAGCUGAGCAUUUAAGCAUUUGCAUCCUGUGGAAAAGGUACUACAACAGAAAUCAACUUUCUCCAUAAAAACCUCUGCCAAUAGUUUGAUUUUCUCAGUUGAUGUAAUAGCACAAGAUGUCUAUGAAGAUAAGUCAGGGCUUUGAUAGAACUGAAAUGUUCACAGGAGAACAUCCACCACAGAAAGAAUAAAAAUUGCUUUAUGGACAGAAACAGGACUUUUAAAAAGAACAAAUGUUAAUGCUUCAUCUGCUACCAGACAAAUAGCCUUAAAGAGGUGGUAGAAGGAAAUGAAUUUACUAGUCCGGUGGAGCUAAGUGCAUUUGUGGCAAAGAAAGGACCUACUGUGCAUUUAAUCACAAACAAGAGAAAAUCUGCAGAUGCUGGAUUCCAAGCAACACACACAAAAUGCUGGAACUCAGAAGGCCAGGCAGUAUCUAUAGAAAAAAGUACAGUUGAUGUUUUGGGCCAAGCUGGGAAAAAAAGCUGAGGAGUAGAUUUAAAAGAUGGAGGGAGGAGAGAGAUGAACACAAGGAACCUCCCUCUGGUGCUCCUCCCACCUUUUCUUUCUUCCAUGGCCUUCUGUCCUCUUCUAUCAGAUUGCCCCUUCUCCAGCCCUGUAUCUUUUACACCAAUCAACUUCCCUGAUCUUUACUUCAUCCUUCCCCCUUCAGGUUUCACCUGUCUCCUUGUAUUUGUCUCUCCCUCCACCUUUUACACAUAAAGAGAGGUCAUAUUGAAAUAAAGUCUACCCUCGUAGGAACCUACUCAGAUUCACGCAGACCCACUGGAUCUUUAGGGUUAAUUCCCUGAAUUAACCUUUAAAAGCCUAGAAAUUAAGAAGGUGCUAACUAAACUUAACCAUAUUUCAGUGGAAGGGUAUUGUCACUAAUUUAGAUUCCAGAUAAAUUCUGACUCCACUGGUGAACAAGUAAUUUUCUAUCAACUAUAUUGUUGAGAGCCAACUUAACACCUGUGGGUCCAUGAAUUGUUCUCAGAAUCAAGGACCUAUAGGGAAUUAUGUUUUAUUUCAAACUUAAUAAUGGGUGGAAUGAAAAAUAGGGUACAGUUUUUGAAGUUGAGGUGAUGGAGAUGUAAUAAUUCUGUAUUCUCUUGAAUAUUGUGUAAGAGGUUUCUUCUUUUAUGUUACUGUGUAUGGUAAUUAAAAUGGCUUCUUUGUUAUGUUAAAUGCUGAGAAAGUCUCAAGCUAGCACUUUGCUUGGGUUAUAACAGAUAGCAGAGUACUAUGAACCAAUGGGUGUCCAUGUUAUUCUUUCUUGGGGUGAUGUGCUGUCUCAUAUGGCUGGGAACCAGGGGCUUUUGGCGGGGAGAUGGAAGAGAGACCGUGAGGAGGACGGACGUGCAGGGAAAUCUCAGAUUAUCACUCCGGGUGGUCCCGAGCUGCGAGUCGAAGGGGUCAGAUUGGUUCCGAAGAGGUCCCCGAGCUCCAACGUGUGCACGAAGAAAUUGAACUUUGAUAAGUCUGGCGCCUUUUCCAUUCCUUUUUUUUUAUUGAACUUCUAUUAAUCUCAUAGACUUAGCAAUAUCUAUAAAGUGUAAUUGGUGAACCGUACGUUGUGUGUUGGCUGAUGAUUGGUGUUUGAAGCUGGAUCAGGUGGCAGUUGUACAGCAACCGACAUCACCAGGAGACAAGCUGGGUGUUGGACAGGGGUUUCCCCUGGAUAAAUACGAGCCAAUAUAGCCGAGCGUUAUAUUAGUGGGGGCAGAUGACCGGGUUUGGAUUUUCGUUAAAGCUGUAUAAGUCGCCACGUUAAGUAGUACGAAGGUGGAUCGAGAUAGGAUUGUAAGCUGGUGUGAGGUAAGAGGACGUACCGGU
Mobula hypostoma (lesser devil ray) is the source of this 5158-nucleotide messenger RNA. Its product is annotated as CMP-N-acetylneuraminate-beta-galactosamide-alpha-2,3-sialyltransferase 1-like. Gene Ontology annotation, molecular function: beta-galactoside (CMP) alpha-2,3-sialyltransferase activity. The transcript has 9 exons. The record is from RefSeq and is a predicted model, not a curated record. Gene Ontology annotation, cellular component: membrane. The coding region runs from base 1251 to 2234 and encodes 327 amino acids. Gene Ontology annotation, biological process: sialylation. Lineage: Eukaryota; Metazoa; Chordata; Chondrichthyes; Myliobatiformes; Myliobatidae.